This is a messenger RNA of Pyrenophora tritici-repentis Pt-1C-BFP, 564 nucleotides long. RefSeq lists its product as uncharacterized. The record is from RefSeq and is a predicted model, not a curated record. Lineage: Eukaryota; Fungi; Ascomycota; Dothideomycetes; Pleosporales; Pleosporaceae.
AUGUCUCCAGUCCUCUCUCUCCUCUCCGAAUGGCACAUGACUAAGCGCUCCACCAGUCUCCCCAAACGCAUAGGCAUGCUGUGUUUAGAGAUUCUCGCUCUGGCUGCCGCUAUGCUUCUCGUACCCACACUCAUACACCAAGCAGUUCGCGCCCUGGACGUCGUGUACGAGCAUCUCGGGCGAAGAGCGCGGUCACCAUGGGAGUACGGUACAUGGCUGAGCAUCGCCCUGAGCGUGACGGGUUUGACCAUGUGGCAUCUGUGCUUAGCGCGGUUGAGCUGGGGUACCGUACUAGAGCAAGAGAGGAAGACGAUGACCGAAGGAGAAAUACAGAAAGACAGGAAUGAAACUCUGGACUCGAAUAGCACAAACAGUGUAGAAAGGAAAUCGCAAAACAUCACAUGGGGCAGAAUACUCAGUCGCAUCGUUAUACCCGCCUUACUCCUCGUUCUGGGCACACACUUUGCUUACGCACUCGUGCGUAGAGUGUGGGUCCCCAGACCGCUGGUUACACGCAACGAGGUCGAUAUGAUGGAUGUCAUGGGCCAGUUGUAUGGGUUAUGA